UCUGAGCCACUGAACGAAACCUCCUCGUCUGAGGUAAAAUGGCGUUAGAUGGCGAUGAGACUGAUGACUUUAUUGUGAGUAGUGUGGUACAGUGAAACCUCGUUAACACAGACACUCCGCCUUCCGACCAAUUAAUGUUUGGUAACACCUAAGGUUCGUCAGUCCGGAAUAAUGUUAAUGCGGACAUGUACUUUUGAAACGGUAACCUAGGUGUCAAGCACGUUUCGUCGUAUUUAUAAGGUGUUCUGGGGUCCUUCUAGCUGAAUGAGGCAUGUCUCGUUGAAGAUCGUGUUUCUGAAGAUCAGCAACAUCGACACCAUCAAGGAGGAGUACUCGGCAGACAUCUUCCUCUCAGCCAGAUGGCGGGAACCUGCACUAGACAGAACCAACAAGGAGACCAAGAAAAUCAACUGGGAGUCGUACUUCGACCCCAAGCUCAACAUCCAGAACAACAUCGGGGAGUUAAAGCAGACGACGUGGCGGGAGUUGCAGACGGAGGCGGGAGGGGAGACGUAUGUGAUGGAGAGACGCCGCAUCAAGGGCAUGUUCUUCGAGAAGCUGGAACUGCAGGACUUUCCCUUUGACAUCCAAGAUCUCUCCAUCCUCAUCACCAGCGAAUCCCCGCCGACUGAUGUGGAGCUUAUGGAGUUCACCUCGUCCAUCAGCCACGUCAACGUGGACAGCUUUGUUGAUCAGCAGGAGUGGGGGUUGUACGACUUCGUGGUGGGCGAGCAGCGUCUCACGCCAAAUGAAUACAGCAGCGUCAAGUACAAGCGUCCUGGCUUCGUCUUCCGGUGCUGCGCAGUCAGGAGGGUCGGCUACUUCACGUGGAACAUCAUGUUGGUCAUUGCUAUGAUAAGUUCUCUGUCAUUUGCCGCCUUCUCCGUUGACCGCGAACUGCCCCAGAGGCGUCUUCAGCUGUCCUUCACCUUGAUCCUCACCAUGGUGACCUUCAAGUUCGUGGCCUCGCAGUCAGUACCCAAGCUCUCCUAUCUGACGUAUCUGGACCGUUACAUCCUUUUGUCGAUGUCGUUCCUGUUCCUGGUCUGCGGUUGGCACGCUGUCGUAGCGUUGUAUAAAAGUGACGACGCCACCGCUGGCCUCAUGGACUACUACGCUUUCAUCACCUUCGUUGUUGUGUAUCUGUUCGGGCAGCUGACCUUUCUGACCAUCGUGUGGACAAAGUUCGUGUUGAAAAAAAGACAAAAAGAACGUAUGGAGGAAGAAUACCAGAAAAAACUGGAAAGUAUGCCAACGUGGGAUCGACCGCAAAAGCGUAAACGAAAACACAAGCAUUUCAUGAGCAUCAACCCGUUCACAUAAACAACAUGUUAGCGUUCUGGGCUGUAUCGACGUCACUGUACUCCGACAACGUUGUUCGUUGUUCACGCGAUCAGCUACUAGUGUGUCUGGUCCAGAUCCGGGUACUUACAAGAUGCCACGAUAUAGAUGCUCUAAACUACAGUUCCUCGUAAAACAACAUUCACCCACACUUGACCAUUCACAGUCAUGGGACCUGGGAUAGUUAAUCGGGAACUUCCUCUUGGUGACUUAUCUCCAUCGUCGAUGCUGUCGUGACUUGAAUUAUUCAUAUAGGCUAAAGUAUCGCCUGUGUGAUAUUGUAUUUUAAUUGACUUUUGUUAGAUUGUGAAACCGUGAUAUGGUGUACAAAUAUAGUAUAUGAAAUAAAAUAAAGACAUCUU
Haliotis rufescens (red abalone) is the source of this 1703-nucleotide messenger RNA. RefSeq names its product cys-loop ligand-gated ion channel-like. The record is from RefSeq and is a predicted model, not a curated record. Lineage: Eukaryota; Metazoa; Mollusca; Gastropoda; Lepetellida; Haliotidae. Gene Ontology annotation, molecular function: transmembrane signaling receptor activity; extracellular ligand-gated monoatomic ion channel activity; neurotransmitter receptor activity. The coding region runs from base 265 to 1323 and encodes 352 amino acids. Gene Ontology annotation, biological process: chemical synaptic transmission; nervous system process; signal transduction. The transcript has 8 exons. Gene Ontology annotation, cellular component: membrane; synapse; neuron projection.